AUGUUAAGCCAGUUUAGCGUCCUGAUUUGCGUGGUACUCCAGGGGUUAGCGUAUUGCUGCGAGGUACCGAGUGAGACCACCGUCGGCGGUACUCACGCAAAGGCGUUAGUUCAAGGAACCAUCUGUCCAGGAGAUGUAAUUUUCGAAGAAACUUUCGACAUUUUCGAUUUGAGAAAGUGGUCCCACGAAAUUACACUGGCUGGCGGCGGGAAUUUAGAAUUUCAGUACUAUACCAACAACAGAAGUAACAGUUUCGUAAAUAAAGGAUACCUGCAUAUACGGCCGACAUUUUUAUCCGACGAAUUCGGCGAGGCUUUCCUCAGUUCGGGAACGUUGGAUGUCAAUGGUGGCUCACCUGCGGAUCAAUGUACCAACGCCAUGUCGUAUGGCUGUAUGCGAAUAGGGACUCCGAGUUACAUCCUGAACCCCAUAAAAAGUGCCAGAAUCAGAACGGCGGAUUCGUUUUAUUUCAAAUACGGAAGGGUCGAAAUUAACGCCAAAAUACCUUCAGGAGAUUGGUUGUGGUCAGCCAUUUGGAUGUUACCCCGCUACAACCGCUACGGGGAUUGGCCGGCUUCUGGCGAAAUCGACAUACUCGAAAGUAGGGGAAAUAAAAACUUGGUAUUGAACGGCGUCAACAUCGGCACCCAACAAGUGGGCAGUACCCUGCAUUGGGGACCGAACUAUAACUAUAAUAGAUACCCGCAGACCCAUUACGAAAAGAACUCCGACCAAGGCUACGACACGGAUUUCCACAAGUACCAAGUCGAAUGGACCCCCGAUAAAAUCGCAUUUUCAGUUGAUGGUGUCGAAAUUGGAACAGUUAAACCCGAAGAUAACUUUUGGAAUUACGGCAACUUUCAAAAUAUCAACCUGGAUAAUCCUUGGGGAUCGGGGUCCAAAAUGGCACCCUUCGACCAAGAAUUCUUCCUGAUCAUUAACCUUGCUGUGGGCGGUAGUUUGGACGAGAGGGCCACCAAUCCGGGCGGAAAACCUUGGUCCAACAUGUCUCCCACGUCCGCCACCGAUUUUUGGAACGCCAAGAACCAAUGGGGCCCCACUUGGAACAUUCAGGAGGGAAGUUCCGAUCUGAUUGUGGACUACGUGAAAGUUUUCGCCAUAUAA
Cylas formicarius (sweet potato weevil) is the source of this 1125-nucleotide messenger RNA. RefSeq names its product beta-1,3-glucan-binding protein-like. NCBI's taxonomy places the organism in Eukaryota, Metazoa, Arthropoda, Insecta, Coleoptera, Brentidae. Gene Ontology annotation, molecular function: hydrolase activity, hydrolyzing O-glycosyl compounds. The record is from RefSeq and is a predicted model, not a curated record. The coding region runs from base 1 to 1125 and encodes 374 amino acids. The transcript has 6 exons. Gene Ontology annotation, biological process: carbohydrate metabolic process.